This is a messenger RNA of Heteronotia binoei (common prickly gecko), 1080 nucleotides long. It is a transcript of the gene CENPK, whose product is annotated as centromere protein K. The transcript is spliced from 9 exons. Gene Ontology annotation, biological process: mitotic sister chromatid segregation; kinetochore assembly. NCBI's taxonomy places the organism in Eukaryota, Metazoa, Chordata, Lepidosauria, Squamata, Gekkonidae. The record is from RefSeq and is a predicted model, not a curated record. Bases 21 to 815 code for a protein of 264 amino acids. Gene Ontology annotation, cellular component: nucleus.
CUGUGAAAUUUACCAAGCACAUGUCUCUGCCUCAGCAAGAUCUGACUUUAGAAGAUGCCAAAGAACAACUCUUAGAAGAGUGUGAAGAAAUAUGGAAACAUGUGGAAGAGUGCCACAACAAAGUAACAUUUCAAGAAAUAGAAACUCUACCAGCUACUGAUCCCAAGCUCUCUUUGCUACUGCACCGAGUGAAGAGUUUAACAGCCGAGUUUAACCAGUGGCAGAAAAGAACACCAGAAACAAUUUCCACUAAUCCAGAUGUUCUGGUAGCACUAGGAAAAGACCAGUUGCAGAGAUUAAAACAUGAUCUUGAAAUGAUUUUAUCAACUGUCCAUGCAAAGAACAAAAAGCUGAAGGAAGACUUGCUAAGGGAACAGCAAUGGUUGACAGAACAACAGCAGCUGAUAGAUUGCCUUGAUCAAACAGAGAAAGAUAUGAGCAAUCAAGUUGUACAGUUUUCUGAGAAAAGAACCUUGCAAGAACUGAAGAGUAAAAUGCUGAAAAUAAAAACCUAUAAGGAAGAGCUCUUGAAUGCCCUUGGGGAGUUCCUCGAAAAACAUUUCCCUCUCCCUGGAGAUGAUGGAAUUAAAAAAAGAAAGACAAGUUCAUCUGGAAAACAAGAUGUACAACUGAUAACAUUACAUGAGAUUUUAGAGAGCCUUAUCAAUCAACUGAUAAAUAAACCACAUGAUCCGUAUGUAAGAAUAAGAAAGUCAUUUUGGUUACCUUAUAUUGAACUUCUGCUGCGUUACGGGAUUGCAUUAAGACACUCUGAAGAUCCAAGCAGAAUACGUUUAGAAGAUUUUCACCAAUAAAAGCAGUGCCACCACCUAGUCAGCAGCUGUGAAGCUGACUUGAAUAGAACUGGAUGAAAAUAUUACAAUGCUUUCAUUUUUUCUGAAUGUUCAGCUUCUUUCUGUGGUUCAGCUUGUUAUGCUUAUUGAGCAUGGAGUUUACAGAGCAGCAUUUUAAAGUGACAUUGGAGCAGUUCUUUUACCAAUAUUUUUGUUUCUAUUAGUAGAUAAUAGAAAACUAGACUGUUAAGAGACCAACUCAAAUUAAAGGACUGUUUUAGACUGA